ACCCCAACACACUUCCUGGUUCAACACCGUGUGCACACGUUGAAAUGUCAUCGUGAACACUAAACAACCCGCAAAUUUAGCUACAUCUGUUAGGGGAUUCGGGUCGUUAUUUCAAGCAGUUCUUCUGACUUUUUCCGUCAAUCGGAGGACGCACACAGAUCAUGAAGGUUUUCAUAACAAGACGCAUCCCACAGGAGGGAAUGAAGAUUCUGUCACAGGCUGGAGUAUGUAAAGUGUCACUGUGGGACUCUGAUGAGCCUGUUCCGAGGGCGGAGCUUCUGAAGGGCGUGGAGGGGGCCCAUGGGCUGCUGUGCCUCCUGUCGGACAAGAUCGACACAGAGGUUCUGGACGCAGCAGGUCCAAACCUGAAGGUUAUAAGUACCUUGUCUGUCGGAUUUGACCACAUGGCCAUAGAUGAGAUCAAGAAACGAGGGGUGCGUGUGGGCUACACUCCAGACGUCCUGACUGAUGCCACAGCGGAGCUGACCGUUGCCCUGCUCCUGGCUACAGCUCGGCGGCUACCAGAGGGCGUGGUGGAGGUCAAGAAUGGAGGCUGGAGCACCUGGAAACCUCUGUGGUUGUGUGGUUAUGGUCUGUCAGGCAGCACUGUCGGUGUCAUUGGACUGGGACGCAUAGGUAUGGCCAUUGCCAGGAGGCUGAAACCGUUUGGAGUGAAGAGGCUCCUGUACUCUGGAAGAACUGCCAAAUCCUAUGCUGCUGAGGUGGAGGGAGAAUACGUGCCCUUGGACACGCUGGUGUCUGAGAGUGAUUUUGUCGUGGUGUCCUGCGCCCUCACACCAGAGACCCAGGGCCUGUGUAACAAGGACUUCUUCAGCAAGAUGAAGAACACCGCUGUCUUCAUCAACAUCAGCAGGGGUGCAGUGGUGAAUCAGGAGGAUCUGUACCAGGCUCUGUCCAGUGGUCAGAUAGCUUGUGCUGGGCUGGACGUCACAACCCCAGAACCACUCCCCACCGACCACCCCCUCCUCACCCUCAAAAACUGUGUGGUCUUGCCCCACAUUGGCAGUGCUACCUACUCCACACGUGGCAUCAUGGCAGAGCUGUCCGCAAACAACCUGCUAGCAGGCCUACAGGGCACAGACAUGCCCAGCGAACUCAAAUUCUAGUGCUGCUCUACAACUACUCAAUUCUGCCUGGGUCCUCCUGUUAGAAUGAUUUUUUGAUCAAUCAAUCAGUAGUCUUUACCAGGGAAGGUAAAAGCCUUAAGUAACCAGGAAGGAAUCUGUGUUGAGAUUAUUGCAGUUCUAUUAAAGAAAAGUUUCGCCCAUUUUGAAUGUUUUAUCAUUUUUGUGCGUCUCUGAGCGAUGUUCUAUCGAUUCCCGGUGAUUUUCAUGUGUACCUGAGCUAUUCGCCGUUCAAACAUGCAGAAAUACAGCCAGUAUGCCAUGUUUUGCAUCGCAAGAAAUACAGCCGGUAUGACGUCUUCUGCGCCAUAGAAAUACAGCCGGUAUGAUGAAUUUUGUAUAUGAUGUAAAAAACAAGAGAAAUAAGCUUUUUGUGCGUAUGGAACAUUUCUGUGACAUUUUUAUUUCAGCUCAUGAAACAUGGGACCAACACUUUACAUGUUUUAUUUUAUUUUAUUUUUAUUUUAUUUUAUUGCAUGUUUGAACGGCGAAUAGCUCAGGUACACAUGAAAAAAAAAAAAAAA
Messenger RNA from Salvelinus sp. IW2-2015, 1669 nucleotides. Its product is annotated as glyoxylate reductase/hydroxypyruvate reductase. The record is from RefSeq and is a predicted model, not a curated record. Gene Ontology annotation, molecular function: hydroxypyruvate reductase (NADH) activity; hydroxypyruvate reductase [NAD(P)H] activity; NAD binding. NCBI's taxonomy places the organism in Eukaryota, Metazoa, Chordata, Actinopteri, Salmoniformes, Salmonidae. Gene Ontology annotation, cellular component: cytosol.